Messenger RNA from Salmo salar (Atlantic salmon), 3173 nucleotides. RefSeq names its product prostaglandin E2 receptor EP2 subtype. Gene Ontology annotation, biological process: positive regulation of cytosolic calcium ion concentration; inflammatory response; cellular response to prostaglandin E stimulus. NCBI's taxonomy places the organism in Eukaryota, Metazoa, Chordata, Actinopteri, Salmoniformes, Salmonidae. Gene Ontology annotation, molecular function: prostaglandin E receptor activity. The record is from RefSeq and is a predicted model, not a curated record. Gene Ontology annotation, cellular component: plasma membrane.
GUCAGCACAGUGAACCACAUGGUUGCGUGUGUGGGUGGUGGGUGGGACUGAAAAUAAAUCUGCGUUUUUGUUGACACGAGAUGAGCCGCAUUUAUGUCAGUUGGACGCGGACGUUGCUCCUUUGUGUGCACUGAUCUGCAUAAAAGUUACAUUGAUCAGGUCAUGCGUUUACCGCUUAGUGGAGUAGGUUAAUACUUUUUUUAUGGAUUACAAAUCUAAAUUAACGUGCGGUGACAGAGACAAUGUCUCGUCUGGGAAUCUCUAUAUGUCCGCGGCAAUGUUUUCGGCGGGAGUUCUGGGCAAUUUAAUCGCCUUGGUCCUCUUGGAGAUGCGGCGCCGGAGGCAAAGUCCAUCCCUUUUCCAGGUGCUGGUGACCGCGCUGGUGAUUACGGACCUACUGGGUACCUUCUCUGUCAGUCCUCUCGUACUAGCCUCCUAUACACAAAACAGGACCUUGAUGGGUAUGGGUGGAAAUGGAGCGGUAUGCGACUAUUUUGGGUUCAGCAUGACGUUUUUCAGCCUCGCCACUUUGGCCAUUCUGUGCGCCAUGGCUUUGGAGCGCUACCUCUCCUUUGGACACCCGUAUUUUUACGAACGGCACUUGAGAAAACGCUGCGGAUACAUCACCAUUACACUCAUCUACCUGAUCUGCAUCCUUUUCUGCCUAGCACCUUUCGUGGGCUUUGGAAAAUACGUUCAAUAUUGCCCGGGGACUUGGUGCUUCUUUGACAUGGUCCCAUUAGAAACCAAACCAAAAGUACACGUCGGUGUGUAUGCGUCAUUGACUCUCAUCAUGAUUUCUACCACAGUGGUCUGUAACUUAUCUGUCGUCUACCACUUAAUUAUGAUGUAUAGGAGAUGCAAAGCGCGUGUUUUAACGCGACGGAUACGGUUCUACCAAAGAUCCCUCUCUAUGACGGAAGAAGUGGAGCAUCUUCUGCUUUUGCUGUUCAUAACGGUUACCUUUGUCAUCUGUUCGUUUCCUUUAGUGCUCCGUGUGUUCAUCAACUUCAUGGGCAGGUCAAAUGAGAGCUAUGGCACUGAUCUCGCUGCUCUCCGCCUGCUGUCCUUCAACUCCAUCAUCGACCCCUGGCUCUUCAUCAUCCUCAGCCCCUCGGUGCUGCGCUUCCUCUGGAGGAAGCUGACACUGUGUAAGCCCCAGAGGCCCCCUGAGGCCCCCACAUUCCCACGGGAAAAGGCUUUCCACGUUGGGACCAAACUCUCACCGCCAAACCCACCCAUGGAGCUCCAGAACGAGGAAGUGCAGAGAGUGGACAAGACAUCAUUUCAUGCAUAUGGAACCAAUGACCCAGACUAGAAGGAUUACAGUAACGGGACCAUUUGAUAUCAGCAGGAGCCUAAGUGGACACAGGAAGUGAUUUAACAGACUAGACAUCCACUGGUUGAAGGGACCCCCUUACACAGUGUGUACUUGCAAAUAAACAUUUAGUGAGGUGCAGCAUUUUCACUUAUUGACCUCAUGACAGGAGGUUGGAAUAGAUUGAGGAAGAUAUCAGAGAUGUGGAAGGCUGCGGUGCUGACAUGUUAUGCCCACACAAUAUGGAUUGGGAUUUGGAACAGGACUUAGCAUUUUGAUGUGUCUACUUAUUUCAUUGCUUCAUUAUAUUUAUAUACAAACUUUAUGAUCAGAAAUGUAUAGGACUGAAAUGUUAAUUUGACCGAACUCCUCCUGGACGAAUGGGUCAAGUAUUUACUAUAUUAAUAAAGGUCAAUAAACAUGAUCUAAUCUUAAGCCAUUUUAUGAUUGGAAAACCAAAUAUAAUGUCCUUGUAUUAUAUUGAAUGUUUACAUUAAAUAUUUCAGUAUCAGAACCCAAACCCAGCUGUCGUCGGAGCCCGUAUUCAUAUGAUGUCUCACAGCAAAGAAGUAUUUUAGAUCAUAAUGAAUAAGAUUACAUGGACAAGACGGUCAGGUCACCUACAUGGGACUCGAAAAAAAGCCGGCAGACCAACUGUUAAGGCUGAAAGCUAUACAGUCCCAAUCCUGAGAAGGUAAACAUAGCUACCUGUUCAGCACGUUACAACAUGUUUAGACAUUUGGUGACCACUGUGCCAUUCUUAACAUUUAUUGGAAUGUUUUCAUCUGUCCCUUUGCAUUAAGCCACUCCUCAACAGAUACGCAAUCCUUGAUUUAGUUGUAAUUUGUGACAAUAAGAUGGGUUUCAGCUUGAUGUACUUACUCAUACCAGUAACUUUCCAUUCCAAACAAAGGUGUUGGCUUGUCUUAUUCAUAAUGCACACAGAACAGACCGGUUUUGACUUGUGUGUCCUCAUCUGUGUGCUGUGUACAGUAUAUCAUCCUAACUACUGCUGCGACUAUACGUCCAUUCAAGUGUUCCUGUAUUUCUCUUUCCAUUUCCUGACAUGGCUUUUUUUAGAAAACAAUUCAUGUUAUUUUCUUCAAAAGUGGUGCCUACCCUUCCGUGGUUCUAUUCAUUUUCAGUCAGCCUGAAGCCCUGCAUCAAUGUUGAUCGUUAAUUAAGUACAAGGCCAGCAGGGCUUCCAUUUGCAGUGAUCUGGUUGAGUGACUGUUUAAGACUGAAAUAGCUAUGUUGUUUAUUAAACGAAAGUGUCAUUGCCCUUAAGGCAGGAAGUCAGAGGGAGACGGUGUGUGCAUCCUAAAAUGCAUCCUAAUCCCUUUAUAGUGCACUACUUUUGACCAGGGGCCAUAGGGGAAUAUGUAGUAAAUUGGGUGCCAUUUGGAACUCACUCACUGUAUUCAGAUUAGUUUGAGCAGAUGCACUCAAUGUGUUUCCCAUAAAAAACUGCGUCUGUAUUUACUUUAUGCUCCGUUCCCAUCAUUGAUGGUAUGUCACAUGUCCUUUCAGAUAAGAUCUCCACUCGCAUAAGAAGUGUGUUUGCUGCUGGACUUUCAGUCCUUUACGAAUCUAGGAAGGAAACACUUACCUUGGAUUGUUUGACUAUUGCACUGAGCUGACACUUUGGCACAUCUUUGCUAGGUCAGUAAAUGGUAAAGCUGAUCUUUGUAAAAGUGGACAUUUUUAAACAGUUUUUAUUUGUGUGCCACUGUGUGUGGGUUUACCGUUUAAAUUUGUUAGUGUGAAUUUCAGUCGACAACUGAAGUGAGGGGGAGAUUGAGCUAAUAUACUGUGGCCUAUCUCCAAUGCUCCAUAAAUAUUGUACUGAAUCUCU